Messenger RNA from Vitis riparia (riverbank grape), 837 nucleotides. RefSeq names its product golgin subfamily A member 6-like protein 7. The transcript has 2 exons. The coding region runs from base 53 to 709 and encodes 218 amino acids. The record is from RefSeq and is a predicted model, not a curated record. Lineage: Eukaryota; Viridiplantae; Streptophyta; Magnoliopsida; Vitales; Vitaceae.
UCCUUUUGAUGAUGCCACUUUCAUCCCUGCUAACCCUUUCAGUUAUGCGGAGAUGGAAGAGAAGCUAAAACAGAUUCCCUCUGUUGCAGACGCUGGGGUACCUUCAGCCCUGAUGUUCGAGACAGUAGAGACGCUGGUGAGUGGCCUUCGCGGUAUGGUUCUUCAACGCAAUCUUCUUUCUGACCUGCUGGAGACUGCUGAGUAUACAAAAUCUUUUGUGUCUCAGCGAAAAAAUGAUGAAGAGAAAUUGCGCUUGAGAGUGGAGCAGGCUGAAGCCAGUUCAUCUACUGCUCGAGAGGAGAACAAGGUUCUUCGGGAGGAGAACGAGGUUCUUCGAGAGAAGAACGAGGUUCUUCGAGAGGAGGUUGCUGAGGUAAAGAGCCGGGAGGAUUCUAUGGAAGUUCGCCUGUUUGAGGCGGAGGAGGAGAUGGCUCUUUUGAGGAGGGAGGUGAGGCACCUCCGGACAGAGGUGUCUAUUGAGAGACGGCAGAGAGAAGAGUUGCAGUUGCGUUUGUCAACGCAAAAGGAAGAGCUGGAGGGUGAAUUUGCUGCGGAGAGGGGGGAACUUGAAGCGGAGUACCAGAAGCAAGUUGAUGAAAUGUACUUGUUCGGCUACCGCUGCUGUAUGAAGAAACAUGGCAUCAAACGGGACGUUCCUUCAAUUCCUCCGGGUGAAUUGGAGAAACUGCACAGCAAACCUGCUCAAUGACAGCUUUUCCUUUUUGUGAAAGAAAAUCUACUAUCUUCUUUCUAUACCUUUGUAGUCCGGAGGUCUUUUUGUGUAUGAUUCAUUCCACAAAUAUCAAUAAAAAUACACCUAUUCAUUUUGUAUUUCUA